CGUGUUUCGCAAUCCGAGCAUUCGCGAGGAUGACGACGAGCAGCCAGAAGAUCCCGGCGCUCGACAAGUACAACGCAUGGGUUCUCGAGAAUGAGUCGCUGGCACGCCGCCUUGAGAACGUCUUCUACGUCGUGCCCAUGCUCGUGCCCGCGCGCGUCGGCAACCCGGACGUCGUCUCGGAGGUCGGCUACUCGAUGGGCGGCCUCCUCAAGCUGUACCACGACUACCUCUUGUACCGAGCGGUGCACCCGGAAGAGACGCCGCGCACGCUGGUGCAGGCUGCGCGUGUGCCAUUGUCGCUCCUCGCCCAGGUGCAAGUGGCGGCCGAGAUCAUUGCGCUCAAGACCGGCGGCUCGGAUGCGCGGUGGCGUGUCAUCGUCGCCCUCGAGAUCUGCAAGUGCGUUUGCAAGCUCGCUCUUCUCGGCCAUGCUAAAGGCCAAGUGCUCUACAAGAAUGGCACGUACAUCACGUGCGAGGUGCCAGCCACCGAAAGCAAGAAAGACGCGACCGAGUACACGGGCCAGCGCUCCGGUCGCGUCUUCAAGAGCCACCGCGAAGCUGGUCAGUCGUCGCAGGAGCCGCUCACGCUCUCCUUUGUGGACGCGACCGUGGCAUCCGGUCAUGAAGGCCCGCUGCAACUCACGGGCGAGAUCUUGCAUAUUCUGCGACCGGUGGUCUACGCAGUGCUUUGUCAACGCAAGUCGGAGCAGUCGUGGGUACCCUUCCUCGCCUCCUUCUCGACCGAAGUCCUCGGUCUACUGUGCUCGUCGGCCGAGGCGCCGACAAAGGCAACGCCGGCCGUCACGGAAGAGUUCCGCCGACGCAAGAUGUGUCUCUUUUUGUAUUUGCUCCGGAACCCGCUCUUCUCAAGCGUCACCAACCCCCUCGCCGACAGCGUGGCCAACGCUACGCAGCCCGUGCCCGUCCUUGGCCGCCUCAUCCAGUUUGCCAUCGACAACGGCUUGCUCUACUACCAGCGCCGUCACUUCUACACGUCGGCCUCGUAAAGAUGGAGCUGCUGCUUGGCGCGCCGAUACGUUAUGUAGCGGAAUAGCGAAUCACGCUCACAUGUCUAAACACACGCCACCU
Messenger RNA from Saprolegnia parasitica CBS 223.65, 1089 nucleotides. RefSeq lists its product as hypothetical. The coding region runs from base 30 to 1007 and encodes 325 amino acids. The transcript is spliced from 9 exons. The record is from RefSeq and is a predicted model, not a curated record. Gene Ontology annotation, cellular component: peroxisomal membrane. Gene Ontology annotation, biological process: peroxisome organization. NCBI's taxonomy places the organism in Eukaryota, Oomycota, Saprolegniomycetes, Saprolegniales, Saprolegniaceae.